Messenger RNA from Paramecium pentaurelia, 1107 nucleotides. The record is from the annotation of a GenBank genome assembly. Lineage: Eukaryota; Ciliophora; Oligohymenophorea; Peniculida; Parameciidae.
AUGAAAUUAGGCUUAAUUUAGAUGGUUAUGAAAUAGGAAAUCCCGAUAUUAGAAUUAGUUAUUAUUCAGUUAUAUGUUGAUAGUUCAUUCAAAAUUAAUUUCUCAAAUUAAUAAACCUAAGAAAUUUAAUUACUAACUUAUUCUUAAUUUAAGAACUCUUUAGAUUUCGACAUAUAAAUAAUUGAUAAUGAAAUAAAACUCUAUUAGAAAAAUAAAUUAUCUAAUACUUAUAUAAAGACUAGUUUUGAUUUAUUCGGAGUAUAACUAAAUAAACAUAUGAUAAAGAAACUAAAUAAUAUGGUAGAAUACAAAAUGAUUAAAUUGAAUUCAGACAGCUAUUUGAUUGUUUGGGCAGCCAUUGAAUCAUUUUAAUAUGAAAUAUUUUUUUAGAUUUAAUAAUAAGAUGGUAUUGCAUUAACAAAUGCUGAAUAAAUAUUAAGUGGAAGUGAAAUCUAUAAACUUGAUUUAUAAAUAAAUUUACUUUCAAAUUCCAUAUUGAUAACUUGGAGAGAAGGUUCACAAUUUUCAGAUAUGAGUUUGAAUUCUGCUUAUAAAAGAAUAUUGCUAUCUAAAGAAUCUUAUAAUUUGAAGAAUAGUGUCUUUCAAAUUAAUUAAGAGAAUACUUAUACGAAAUCAUUAGGAAAAGUUGAAGUAGUAGAAUUACCAAAUCAAGAUAUAAUAUAAUAAAAAAUAUUUAAUAUAAUGUUUUACAACAUUUUGUCUGAAACCUAAAUGAUCAACUCAUACAAAAUUAAUGAAACAGGCGGUAAGGUAGAUUUAACUUAGACGAGGUGCAGGUAUGCUUGCCAAGAAUGUAAUUAUUAAGGAUUCUAUUUCGAAUGUACAAAUCCUGAUCUAUUUAUAUUAUAAGUAGAUGGAAAUUGUGUAAAGAAACCUCAAAAUUGUGUUAACUUCAAAUCCAAUUGUCUGGAUUGUAUUGAUGGUUAUUACAAAACUCAAUAUCUAACAUGCGAGAAAAUUUAUUAAUAAAUUGUAAAAAACAUUCCUUUGGAUUAUUAAAGCUACUAUUAAUUUUUCUAUUAAGUUGCCACCUACUCAAAUGGUAAUUUUGUGGUUGUAGGUUUUUAAAGAGGAUAAUGUUAUUGA